Messenger RNA from Camponotus floridanus (Florida carpenter ant), 1827 nucleotides. It is a transcript of the gene ERp60, whose product is annotated as protein disulfide-isomerase A3. Bases 146 to 1630 code for a protein of 494 amino acids. Gene Ontology annotation, cellular component: endoplasmic reticulum. NCBI's taxonomy places the organism in Eukaryota, Metazoa, Arthropoda, Insecta, Hymenoptera, Formicidae. The record is from RefSeq and is a predicted model, not a curated record. Gene Ontology annotation, molecular function: protein disulfide isomerase activity. The transcript is spliced from 5 exons. Gene Ontology annotation, biological process: response to endoplasmic reticulum stress; protein folding.
AGCACCUCGCGGGCCGCGUCUCCAAACCGCUGGUCGUCUGAAAGGAAAGAGCCACGUCUGCGACAUCGACUUGACGGAACGGAUUGCCGGAUUCGAGACAGAGUUGCUUCCGAUCCGCGCAGGAGCCUAGUUGAUCGUCGCGAGGAUGCUGCGAAAGUGUCUGGCUAUUUUACCCGCUUUACUCCUGAUACUCGGCGCCUACGCCGACGAGAAGGAUGUCCUGGAGCUCACGGACGAGACCUUCGAGAGCGAGCUCGAGCGUCAUGAGAACACGCUCGUCAUGUUUUACGCACCUUGGUGCGGGCAUUGUAAACGCUUGAAACCAGAGUAUGCCAAGGCAGCCGAGUUGCUUAUAGGCAAUGCGCCACCAAUCACUCUCGCUAAGGUAGAUUGUACAGAGUCUGGAAAGGAGACUUGCAACAAAUUUUCUGUCAAUGGUUAUCCAACUCUCAAGAUCUUUGAACGUAAUGAGUUCAGAUCUGAUUACAAUGGUCCCAGAGAAGCACCCGGUAUUGUUAAAUACAUGAAGUCUCAAGUGGGACCAGCAUCUACAGAAUUGACUAGUGAACAGGCCCACAAGACGUUCUUGGAGGCUGAUGAUGUUAGUGUGAUAGGUUAUUUCGAAAAGGAUGAUUCUCCUUUGGCCACAGCAUUCCACACUGUUGCUAAGAAACUCAGGGAAAAAGUCAGAUUCGCUCACACAUCGGACAAAGAAGUUUUGGACAAAGUGUCCCAUAAAAAUACUAUAAUUCUAUAUCGACCAAAGAUACUCCACAACAAGUUUGAAGAUAAAAGUAUAAUAUAUGAGGGUGGUGACUCUGUUAGCGAUGUGAAUGACUUUGUUACCAAAAACUACUAUGGUAUCGCUGGCAUACGCACUCGCGACAAUGCACAGGAUUUCAAGAAUCCUCUAGUGAUCGCCUACUACAACGUAGAUUAUGUGAAGAACGUCAAAGGUACAAAUUAUUGGCGCAAUCGAAUCAUCAAAGUUGCCAAGGACUUCCCCGAAUACUCAUUCGCCAUAGCUUCCAAGGAUGACUUCCAGCAUGAAUUGAACGACUUCGGUAUCGACUACACAAAGGGCGAUAAGCCAGUCGUUUUAGCACGAGAUGCCAAAAAUCAGAAAUUUGUUCUUGAAGACGAAUUCUCUGUAGAAACGUUCGAAGCGUUCCUAAAGAAUCUGCAAGCCAGUGCUCUAGAACCAUAUCUCAAAUCUGAAUCAAUUCCAGAGAGCAACACGGGCAACGUAAAAGUUGCAGUGGCCAAGAAUUUCGAUGAUGUAGUUACUAAUAACGGCAAAGACACGCUAAUCGAGUUCUACGCGCCUUGGUGUGGUCAUUGUAAGAAAUUGGCGCCAAUAUAUGACGAGUUGGGCGAGAAGCUGGCAAACGAGGACGUCGAGAUUGUCAAGUUUGACGCGACAGCGAACGACGUGCCGGCUCCGUACGAAGUACGCGGUUUCCCAACCCUCUUCUGGGUGCCCAAAGACGCCAAGGACAACCCCGUUAAAUAUGAAGGCGACCGCAAUCUCGAAGAUUUCAUCAAAUACAUCGCCAAGCAUGCCACUAACGAUCUCAAGGGCUAUGAUCGCAAAGGCAAGGCGCUCAAGUCUGGAACUGACGAGCUGUAAAACAUUAUCGAAGAAGACAAUCGCGAAGUUCGUUUUUGCAUUUCAAAAUGCAAUCGGAUCGACGAUCCGCGAGUUUUCCUCAUGUAAUACACACUUAAGAAUGUGCAUAAACAUAGAGAAGAAUAACGCUGUGAGUGCAGAUAUAAUGCGUUCCCGCAUUGCGCAUUUUGCAAUAAGUGACAGAUGAAGAAUGUUCA